UUCCCGCCGGCAGCGGCGGUUCCCAUGGAGAUGGAAGAUGGCGGCGAGGAGCCGCCAGCGCUCCUCGGCCCCGCUGCAGGUCCUGCUCUUUCUCAACGGGUGGUACAGCGCGACCUACUUCCUGCUGGAGGCGUUCAUCUUCGCCUACAAGGUGCUGCUGCUGCCGUACCCGCUCACCAACCUGCUGCUGGACGUGCUGCUGCUGCUGCUCUACCUCGGCAUUGAGACCACGCGCAUCUUCUUCGGUUCCAAGGGCAACCUGUGCCAGCGCAAGGUGCCUCUGGCCGUCUGCUUGGCCCUCACCGUGCCGGCGGCUGUCAUGGCGACCUACUGCCUGCUGCUGCAGACCUACGCCCUGCGCCUGGAGGCCAUCCUCAGCACCAUCCUCCUGCUCUUCUACACAGCGGAGCUGCUGCUGGGUGGCCUGGCGCUCACCUCCUUCUCUAGCACAGAUGCGUACUGAGACCCUGCAACAGAGGACCACAGCAGCACAGGUACACGAGAUGGCAGCAAGCAGGUGGCACUGGCUACAUCUCCCAGCCUGUGGCAGUGAGCCAGACCCAUGCCAGCACCUGUGGCCAGUGCCAGGAGGGUGCUUCAUUCUGCCUUCCCAGGCAGCGCUGGCCCUGCUGCCACCUGACCCCGAGGCUUGUGACACACAGGUCAGUUCAAGGUACAGAGAAAUUUUUUUUUUUUU
Molecule: messenger RNA, 697 nt
Organism: Centrocercus urophasianus (Greater sage-grouse)
Lineage: Eukaryota; Metazoa; Chordata; Aves; Galliformes; Phasianidae
Gene: TMEM216
Product: transmembrane protein 216
Exons: 5
Coding region: 38-463 (141 amino acids)
Biological process (GO): non-motile cilium assembly
Cellular component (GO): ciliary transition zone
Source: RefSeq, a predicted model, not a curated record